CCGGGUUCGGGCUGCUGAGGUGGGGCUGCCAGUGAGCAGGCACCCACUGACAGGAGCCUGGCCUUUUGCUACCAGUAAGAAGGUAAAGAGAGUGGGAACCCGGAGGCUUGCACACCCAAAGGAGACAUCUAAGCUGCAGCAAGCAGCAGCAGCAGCAGCAGCAGCAGCAGCAGCAGCAGCAGCAGCAGCAGCAGCAGCAGCAGCAAGGGAAGUAAGCUUAAACCAAAACAGGAGCCAGGUGGAACCGGAGAUGUCAUCGCUGGUGAAGGAAGACUUGGAGAAAAAACUGUUUAAGCCGCUGGCGCAGAAUCUCUGCGAGUUUAUUGAGAUCGAGGUCUCUGUCCAGGACAGGUAUUUCCUCUGUGUGUCAGUGACCAAAACUGAUGAAGUAAAAAUCACCAUGGUGAAGCACUACAGAGUAGGGCUGGAUGAGAAGUAUGAAGUAACAAAAAGGUGGUCCUUGAGUGAUCUGCGGAUGAUUGACGGAAAAGAAGCAGAUACCGACAAUCCAUUUUUUGAUCUGCACUUCAAGAAAGUCUACAGCUUGGAGGCCUACAGCUGUGCCUCUAAGUACUCCUUUGCUCGGACAGUGAGCAGGCUGAACCACGUGUAUCUUAAGAAGGAUUUACACAUGGUCAACUUUGAUUCUACUUACAUUAACGAUGACUCCAUUUGGUCCUCCAACAACAAGGACUGCCUGGUCCUCAUGAGAAUAUGCUUUUACGCUUUCAAUCUUGUGUGCUUGUCCUUGUGUCCCCUGCCACUUUGAAGAUGUAACCCAAAGCCCUUCUUCCACGUCUGAAGAAAAUGGCU
Mus caroli (Ryukyu mouse) is the source of this 813-nucleotide messenger RNA. It is a transcript of the gene Exoc1l, whose product is annotated as exocyst complex component 1 like. NCBI's taxonomy places the organism in Eukaryota, Metazoa, Chordata, Mammalia, Rodentia, Muridae. The record is from RefSeq and is a predicted model, not a curated record.